This is a messenger RNA of Anolis carolinensis (green anole), 848 nucleotides long. Its product is annotated as somatostatin-2-like. Gene Ontology annotation, biological process: regulation of cell migration. Gene Ontology annotation, molecular function: hormone activity. Bases 173 to 496 code for a protein of 107 amino acids. NCBI's taxonomy places the organism in Eukaryota, Metazoa, Chordata, Lepidosauria, Squamata, Anolidae. Gene Ontology annotation, cellular component: extracellular region. The transcript has 2 exons. The record is from RefSeq and is a predicted model, not a curated record.
AGGCUUCCUCCGCCUGCGUCACUUGGUACCCCACUGGGGACGGUGAAGAGGGGGAGAGGGCUUCAUAAAAGGAGAUGCUCCAAGCCUCCUUUGGCAACCAGACCGAAGAAGAAACCGACGACGACGCUCUGCCUCUCGGCUUUCUCCCAAACAGGCUAGACUUGGCUCCACCAUGCAGAUGAUGGGACGGCUCCUUGCGGUUCUCCUCCUGGUUUGGACGGUCAGGGCAUCCGCUUUGCCUGGCGAAGACAAGCUCUCGGCACAGAGCAGCCGGGAGCAGACCAAAGCCCGCAAAGUCCUGAUCCUGAAAAUGCUGGCCGACCUCUUGGAUGGGGCAGAAGUGGGUCGGGAGCCAGCUCCUUCCGAAUCGGAAGACCCACUGGAGAGCAAACUGGAGGACGAGGCUUCGGUGCUGGGGAGGCUCUCCCAGCUCACCCAGCGAGACCGCAAAGCCCCGUGCAAGAACUUCUUCUGGAAAACCUUCACCGCUUGCUAACGCCCCUCUCGCCCUUUGCACCUCCUUCCCCAAUCUUCCCGCCGUGUCAUGUCUCGAACACAAACAUCCAUCCAAAUGUCUGGUCUCCAGAAAGAGGCAGGAUUGUUCUUUGUUCUUUGUUUUCGGAAAAUGGCUCAGGUCUGCAAAGGACCUGGAAAAGUUUGAUCCAAAUGUGAAUGACUCUGUCCCAGUUUUCCCAGCUUGAAUGCAACCAGCGGCCCCAUCCCAUUUGUGGUUUUGUUUCGCCUCUGCUUUUCGGUUUGUUUGUUAGUUUUCCAACAAUGCAAACUGUCUCGUUACGGUGAUUCCAUGAACAAAUAAAGCAAGGCCUCGGCGGGCCUCUUCUCCCGGC